This is a messenger RNA of Rhincodon typus (whale shark), 3369 nucleotides long. RefSeq names its product amyloid beta precursor protein (cytoplasmic tail) binding protein 2 (gene appbp2). Lineage: Eukaryota; Metazoa; Chordata; Chondrichthyes; Orectolobiformes; Rhincodontidae. The record is from RefSeq and is a predicted model, not a curated record. Bases 292 to 2049 code for a protein of 585 amino acids. Gene Ontology annotation, biological process: intracellular protein transport. The transcript has 13 exons. Gene Ontology annotation, molecular function: protein binding.
UGUGGAAUUACGUCACCACGUUCAGCGUAGGUUAAAAAAAAUGUUCUGCCUCUGCGAGGAAAUUGUGUAAAAUGAAGUGUGAAGAAGAAAAGGCAGUGGGAGUGUAUUUCGGUUGAAUGGCAUAUUCAAUUCUUUUUCAUUUUUAAACAACAACGUUCGGAUUGUUUGAAGGCUGACGAUCGGUGUUGUGUUUUGGCGAGGGGCUGCAGGUUCCUGCCGCUCUGUCGCUCGGUCGGUUGGUUCCUGUUUGGGAUGCGAGGCGGCCGCUGAGGGGGAAAAGAUAUCAACAAUAUGGCGGCGGUGGAGCUGGAAUGGAUUCCCGAAACCCUGUAUAACACUGCAAUCUCGGCCGUGGUGGACAGUUACACUCGCUCCCGCAGGGAGAUCCGCUCGCUGCCCGAAAAUAUACAGUUUGAUGUUUAUUACAAGCUUUAUCAACAAGGACGCUUAUGCCAACUUGGUGGUGAAUUCUGUGAGCUUGAGGUGUUUGCCAAGGUGCUUAGAGCAUCAGACAAAAGGCAUCUCCUUCACCACUGUUUUCAAGCUUUAAUGGAUCAUGGAGUAAAGGUGGCUUCGGUGUUAGCCAAUUCUUUCAGCAGGCGCUGUUCGUAUAUUGAAGAGUCGGAUGCUCAUGUGAAAGAGAAGGCAAUCCAGUUUGGAUUUGUUUUAGGUGGGUUUCUUUCUGAUGCAGGCUGGUAUAGUGAUGCUGAGAAGGUGUUCCUUUCUUGUCUGCAGCUAUGUUCGCUACAUGAUGAGGUGCUUCACUGGUUUCGUGCAGUUGAAUGCUGCGUCAGGUUACUCCAUGUGCGUAAUGGCAAUUGUAAGUACCACUUGGGUGAAGAGACCUACAAACUAGCUCAAACCUACAUUGAUAAACUGGCAAAACAUGGUCACCAAGCAAAUAGAGCAGCACUCUUUGGAGAGCUCUGUGCAUUACUCUUCGCUAAAAGUCAUUAUGAUGAGGCUUAUAAGUGGUGCGUAGAAGCCAUGAAGGAAAUCACAGUUGGCUUGCCCGUGAAAGUGGCAGUUGAUGUUUUGAGGCAAGCUUCAAAAGCUUGCGUCGUGAAACGGGAAUUCAAGAAAGCAGAGCAAUUAAUAAAACACGCUGUGUAUUUAGCGCGGGAGCAUUUUGGUCACAAGCAUCCCAAAUACUCUGAUACCCUCUUAGAUUAUGGAUUUUACUUGCUCAACGUAGAUAAUAUUUGUCAAUCAGUGGCUAUUUAUCAGACAGCACUCGAUAUCCGGCAGUCAGUAUUUGGAGGGAAGAACAUCCAUGUAGCAACAGCUCACGAAGACCUGGCUUAUUCUUCUUACGUACAUCAGUAUAGUUCUGGGAAGUUUGACAAUGCACUAUUCCAUGCUGAACGUGCCAUAGACAUCAUCACUCAUAUCCUCCCUGAAGACCACUUACUGUUGGCUUCUUCUAAAAGGGUUAAAGCGCUUAUACUGGAGGAGAUUGCUAUUGACUGUCAUAACAAGGAAACUGAGCAACGGCUUCUUCAGGAGGCUCAUGAUUUGCACCUUUCCUCACUCCAGUUAGCCAAGAAAGCCUUUGGUGAAUUCAAUGUGCAGACUGCAAAGCACUACGGAAACCUGGGCAGGCUCUAUCAAUCUAUGCGGAAGUUCAAGGAAGCAGAAGAAAUGCAUAUAAAAGCAAUUCAAAUUAAGGAGCAACUUUUGGGCCAAGAAGAUUAUGAAGUGGCAUUAUCGGUGGGACAUCUAGCAUCUCUCUAUAACUAUGAUAUGAAUCAGUUUGAAGAUGCUGAAAAACUUUAUCUGAGGUCUAUAGCUAUAGGAAAGAAGCUGUUUGGAGAAGGUUACAGUGGACUAGAGUAUGAUUACAGAGGUCUCAUCAAACUGUACAACUCUAUUGGCAAUUUUGAGAAAGUAUUUGAAUAUCACAAUAUUCUGUCCAACUGGAACCGCCUGCGGGAUCGACAGUUUGCCAUCAGUGAUGCCCUUGAGGAUGUAAAUGGCAGCACACAAUCCACAGAGGAAGUGGUCAGAUCAUUCCUGUUAGCUCAGCCUACAGUUGGACAGGGUUGCUGAGGUUCAAAACAGGAUUAAAUUGUCACAUACAGUCUUUAUUCCCUGGACUACAAGGAAGAAGCAUACUGUGAAACAAUCCAGUAACUACACGUAAUACCAUUAGGGUAAUUACUUUCAUUUAGGUGUUAAACUCCGAGGUAAAGGUAAUGGAAAAAAAAAUUCAUGUAAUAGAUACAAGUCUAGGAAAGAACUGACCGGAAACAGUCGCCAUGGCAUGUCAUUGUCUAGUAAAGUUUGCAAAUGCUGAUGACAUGGAGGAUUUGUCUCGGCACCUGAAUGCCAUAAAUAUUGGUUAAAGUGAAGUUAUUUUGCAGCUGCAGCCUUUUAUUUUAUUUUUAAUUAUAUUUCCAGCCGUUUUGCUGCUGACCACAACUUUUGAAUAGUAAUCCAACCAUUUCUUUAUGCAUAAAUCAGAUCGUUCCAGGAUGGGCAAGUGAAUUUCAUACAAGCCUUGUUGACUAUUGGCUAAAUUUAUUUGGCAUCUUGGAAGUUAUAGCAGUUCCUUGUGAAGUGUGCUAACUGGUGCCAUUUGCACUGCUUGCCUCCACAGCAUCGCAGUUAGUCCUAAUUAUUUUGCUGUGUCACCCAUUGCAAAAUGACAUCCUUAAGGGCACUGUGAUAGGUUUGCUGUACAUUACAGUAUGUCAUUAUAUUCCUAGGUAUCUAUAGCAUGAGUGGCCUUAGUGAGUUUGUUGAAGUGCACAUUUUUUUAAAAUUGAAAUAAUAUUAAAGGAGAUAUCUAGAAGUUGGUUUGUGGUGCACAGUUCAGUGUUGGAUCACUAACUGAUGUUUUUAGGUACCAUUUGUCACCUUUUUUUUUAAAAUUCAACUUCUAUUCCUCUUUGGGAAUAAUGUUGCCAUGUUCUGCAUUAAGUGAAUAAUAAAAUUUUGAUAACAUUUUGAGGAUCUGGAAAUGAAAAAGGUCAACGGUGUUCAUUUUAUUGCACAUUUAAUUAAAACAGUACUAUUUUUGUACUUUACUGAAUUGCUUUGACAGCAGUGGCUUAACACUAUUACCACAUUCAGCCUCUGCUGUUAUAAAGCAAAAUGACAAACAGACACUCAUACUUGAGCAGGAAUCCGUGUGAUAGUGCCAUGCUGAAUUUAUACAAUGACAUUAAAAUUUUGUUUCAUUUUAAACAAUUCCAUUUAUUUGUGUACAGAAACUUUUAGUGUAAUGACAUACAGGCUGCAGCGCCCAACAUUAUGUGCAACCAUCAAACCAUUAUUGCUUAUGUUUGUAACAAACAUUGUGAUAUUCUGUAAGUGUACUACUAUAAAACAUUAUUGAUCUGCUAAAUAUAGUGUUCAUGCACAAUC